Messenger RNA from Folsomia candida, 6015 nucleotides. It is a transcript of the gene Gbeta5, whose product is annotated as guanine nucleotide-binding protein subunit beta-5. The record is from RefSeq and is a predicted model, not a curated record. Gene Ontology annotation, biological process: G protein-coupled receptor signaling pathway; G protein-coupled dopamine receptor signaling pathway. Lineage: Eukaryota; Metazoa; Arthropoda; Collembola; Entomobryomorpha; Isotomidae. The transcript has 18 exons. Gene Ontology annotation, cellular component: cytoplasm; heterotrimeric G-protein complex. The coding region runs from base 3049 to 4116 and encodes 355 amino acids. Gene Ontology annotation, molecular function: signaling receptor complex adaptor activity; protein binding.
CGGUCGGGUUUGCCGUUGGGCUUUCACAUUCUCGAGUCCCACUUCAGAGAAAGUCGUGUCCCUGUCUGUUGGUCUGUUUCCUCUCCUGAAUUACAAUGAGAUGUACAUGCCGUGUAUUGAGAAUUGAGCAGGGUUCAACUCAUCCAUCCACUUUUUUCAGUUUUGAUCAUGCACCAGACGGCCCACAAAACUUGGCUGGGUUACGGGCAAGGGAGAGAGAAAGGAGAGACAGAGAAGGAGUAAAAAUGAGAUUAAAUUCUUGGUGAAAGAGGCAUCUGCAGAUUCGAUAAGCAGCAUCAGCGAGCGAGAAGAGGAUGAUUCUUUUGUUAUUUUUUGUGGGAUCAAUCAAUCUCCAUUCUGACUGCUUCUCCUCAAAUACUACGAUUGAGUAAAAUCUUGAUAUGAUUUUCAGACCAUAAUCUCCAAGCGUUUUAUACAUACGAGCGAUAUUACUAUUUGCACAAUAUUGUCGAAUUUCAGACCAAUUGUGAAUUUGUGUGGAAAUUAUGCUUAUACUAACUACAUAUGCAUUGUAGUAUAAUGACAAUUUAAUAGCUGUGAUGAAGUAUGUACGGCCAAAAUUAUAGUGCAAUGUAUUUCAACAGUUGGUGAUUGGCUGUAAUGAUGAGUUUGUUACGAAAAUAUGAUCAUUAAUCGUGGCAGAAAGUUUGCAUGUGGAAUGGAUUAUCUCAAAUUUGGGCAAAAGAAGCAUUUGGGGAUGUCUGAGAUUUAUAGUUCUAUUAUUGUUAUUACUUUUCUGUAUUAUACUUAUAGAUAAAAUAAUAUCUCAGAUUUCCAUAUUCGAUUUGGGAAGGUCUAACAAAACUACCCAACUGUGCAGAGUGAAAGCAAAAUCAAGCUGCAAAAUAAACCCAAGAAUGCAUAAUGAUGAGAAUUAAAACUAAUGAUCAUUCUGAUCAAAUAUGCCUUUUGAAAAAUAAGUGCAAAUGCAAACAAAAGUUGAGCAUUCGAUGCAGGAUUGUUCUACUCCAUAGUUCUACUGACUUUCACCUACUUAAAUUAUGUGUUGUGAUCAUUUUGCUUGCCCACAGAAUGUAAAUCCAACGAUGGAACCCAAACAUGAAAGAAAAUCAUAUAGAAAGUCGAUCUGUCCCGUAGUACGAAGUCCAUAGAUAUGAGUACAAGCAACCAGGCACUGCUCCUGUACCCCCAAAUUUGUCCCGAAUCCGUUCGGUGUGUGAGGACAUUUGUUUGUGUACACAUAUGAUAUAAACUCCCGGCUCGGCUGCCAGACAGCCAGACAAUCAGAGCACAUGCAAAUAUAAGACGUCCAUAUGAUUUAAUUGGAUAGUUCAUUCUCUUACAAACUUGGGCUAUAUCAAGUUAUGUGAAUCCGUCGCCUGUCAUCAUCCAAGACAAAGUCAUGAGACACUCAUUAAUGAACCAUCAUAUUUAUCAUAAAUUUGUUGUGCAAUCAAUGUCAAAUCGUAAAUAAGCCUCCUGCACGAGAAAUACUAUAAAUUUUUCGUUUUCGGAGCCACUAGAUGAACCACGAAGUGGGAGGAAGAGAGGAGGAAGUGAUAUUUGAGAUAAGGUGGUACAUAUAUAUUGCUAUUAUUACUGCACCAGUAUGUAGUACAUAGUAUGCAUUCUACGUGGUGGUAGUUCUUCUCUCCUGUUCUGCCAGCAGAAUUCUGGGACCACAACAUCCUCUUUCUCUCUCUCUAACUUACCAGCUCUCCUCACACACGGCGCGGUCUAAGUCGCGAUCGAUCGGGAGUCCACGCCCGAGUUUCCAUCCGUCGUCGUCGUCGUAUGUAUAUCCCUGCUGCCUUCCACCUUUUCCAAUUUGCUCCUAUCAACGGGAUACAAUAGUUGGUGGAACAAUUCGCAAUCGGCCAAAGUCAUCCUGACCAAAACUCCCAAAACUCCCCUAAUUGAAAUAGUCACGGUGAACCAAUUCCUCGCUGAAACAAGAGCAUUUUUCCACACUAUCAUACAUUUAACCACUCGAUUUCAUCUCACCAACCGCAAUUGCAAUUAUUUCACGAGGGUUUAAUUGCAACCUUUGGAUUUGGGAAGGUCUAAGCCAUAAACGGUGUGGGGGAGGAGAGUGCAUGCUUUCAUGUCGCUGACCAAAAGGAAAGUCUGAAGGAGAAAUCAAUUACUAUUACUUGUAUGGGAGUCACCUGUGUAAAAAUAAAAAAAUAUUUCAUCCUUUUGUUGGUUCAAACAACAACCAAGUUCAAGAGAGUUGUAUUUUUUCUUUGGUUCGUACGCUGCAUAAUUGAGCAAUUUUUAUCAUUCGAAAUGAAUGAAUCCGAAUGUACACGGGUUCGGUUACGAGGGUGUGUGUGUGUUAGAUCAUAAGCAGCACUCGACAUUUACAAGUCAAGUAUUAUUUUGGGACACUGCGAAUCUAAAAGAAAGCGAUCUGAGCGUUGGCCAAGUAUUGCACGUUGUUGGUGAAUCAAUAUCAAACAUCAUGUGUAUAUAUAAGACAGUUUAAGCACCAAAAGAAAUCAAAACGCUACACUCGACAACUUUUUCCUGUGUUCAUUGCUACUUAAGCACGUGCAUAUACUUGAAGGAAACUUUUUCCUGAAUGAAAUGCUGCUUCAAGUUUGAAGAUCCCAGUGUGUCAAUAAAAAUCCUGUGUCUGGAACAAUAUGAUAUUCAGCAGUUGAACCAGGACCUGAUAACCUAUACGAGUUAUGUUGGGGCGAUCAGGCGGAACCAAGCAUGGGGAUGACCAUGUUUUGAGAGGUUACUGUUUCGAAUCAUCAAACUCUGUGUGAUGGGAAUGAAACCAUUGGGACAGAAUAUAAAUCAAUCUGCACCCUCCAAUGGUGAUCUCGCUUCGCAUUAAUUCCAUUGCCAACUGCGGACUCCGUUCCCCUCUUCAAAUAUUGUAAAGAAAUAAUUUAUUUCAAAGUUCCUCUGUUUCCGAUUAAUUUCGGAGAACCAGCAGUCACCCUGCAGAUCAUACACAGUGAGAGCUUUUCAAGUUGUGAUAAUCACAACAACAACGAAACCUUUAGCAGGAGCAACCACCAAAACCAACAUUACAACGCAUCUGCUGGUGUCAUGAGUGCUGACCUUAGCUUGCAAAUUGACACACCGGCUGAAAGUAUCGAAGCUCUUGCCAAAGAAGCUGAAUCUCUCAAAGCCAAAUUAGAAGAAGAACGACAAAAGCUUAACGAUGUUGCCCUGUCUACUGUAGCUCAACGUCUAGAAAAUGUUGGUCAACUAAAUAUAAAGCCGAGAAGGAUAUUAAAAGGACACCAAGGGAAAGUUCUGUGUCUAGAUUGGUCUCAGGAUAAACGGCAUUUGGUAUCGGCUUCCCAGGACGGACGGAUAAUAAUUUGGGAUGCUUUCACAACUAACAAAGAGCAUGCCAUCGCCUUGCCCACCACUUGGGUCAUGGCCUGCUCGUAUGGCCCAUCGGGAUCUGUGAUCGCUUGCGGUGGUCUGGAUAACAAGGUGACCGUCUACCCUUUAGUAGAAGAUGACUCCACGCAGCGGAAAAAGCCUGUGGGAACUCAUACCUCUUACACUGCCUAUUGUACAUUCCUUCCUAACUCUGACUAUCAGAUUUUGAGUGGUAGUGGUGAUAGCACAUGUGCGUUAUGGGAUGUAGAGUCCGGCUCGAGAUUACAAAGCUUUCACGGCCACAGUGGAGAUGUCAUGUCGUUGGACCUUGCUCCUCAAGAAAAUGGAAACACUUUCGUCUCAGCAGGCUGCGAUAGAAAGGCGCUAAUAUGGGAUAUGAGAACUGGUCAAUGUGUUCAGACAUUUGACGGACAUGAAAGCGACAUAAAUACUGUCAAGUUUCAUCCGAGUGGAGAUGCAAUAGCAACGGGGUCAGACGAUGCCACGUGCCGGCUAUACGACCUGCGGGCGGAUCGAGAGAUAGCUGUGUAUUCAAAGGAAUCAAUAAUAUUUGGCGUAAACUCCGUUGACUUUUCCCACAGUGGCAGAUUGUUAUUUGCCGGCUACAGCGACUACACGGUGAAUGUGUGGGAUAGUCUGAAGUGUCACCGAACAUCAAUACUCUACGGCCACGACAACAGGGUCUCUUCUCUCAAAGUAUCUCCCGACGGCACGGCCUUCUGUACAGCAAGCUGGGACACCACAUUGAGGAUCUGGGCAUAACUACUACUGGUCUUCCACUGCCGAACGCUGUCGACCAAAGAUGUCACAAAGAGCUGAAACUUCCAAAGUUUAGAAUAGAAAGAAAUUUGCACUCGAAGUGGACAAGACUUUAGAACAAGGAACGUGCGUCCAGAACAUCGCCACCGAGACAAAGAACCAGAAGACACAACACAACGAGGACAUGCUGAUGACUGUGCAAACCAACACUGACGUUACUUAACUAAUUACUAGUUAUUUAGCAUCAAAUUCAUACUGUGAUAACCACCAUUGUACGCAUUACACUUGUAAUGUAGCAAUGCACUACUAUAAUUAAGAUGCAAGUACUAUCCACAACUACUUAGAAGGAUCUUUACCGAUGUUGUGUGUCACCAAGUUUUAAACAUGCAAACAGGAACAGUCUGAUUCUGAGUUUUACAAUAAAUCGUAAUAAUGGUUUCUCUCUGCGACACUUUUUCUGCUUGCUUGCAGUACAACAGAUAGGACAGAGAAACACGACACUAUAGUGUAUAUCUGCAUAAUAUCUACAUAUGUACAACACAAUAAAUAAAUCCACGGCCAUUUACUGCUGGUCGACUUAGAUCCACUUUUUGGAUAAAUGCAUUAAAGGGAGCAGUUUUCUAUCUGAGCCAAAUGUUUUACUAGUCAAGUAGUAAAAUGGUAGCAACAAUAAUUUCAGGUAGAUAAGUAUUGCAUACAUGAUGCUGCGGUGCGUGAGGCUGCCGUAGGUUCACAAUUCCUUCGCGUGUGUUGCCAGUAUUUAUGAAUUGUUAUUUAUCAAUUGUUAACGGGUGACAAAUGGUGUAUGCAGAGCAAAUAAUAAUGCUAAAUGUUACAAAAUUUCUAAUAAAUUCCAAGCGGCAUGUAAUAAUUGGCUUGCAGUUGUGUGAGUAUAUCAUAUAAUACGAGUGCUACUCUUGUGUUAUACGGAAGUGGACCUGUUAUCACAGAGUACUAAAAAGGUACACAAAUUGUGUAACACAAUCACAUUUUUAUUUUUAUUUCAAUCUAUUUAUUAAACCACGUUAUACAAAAUAGCUUUGUUAUCAUUAUUAUUUUUCCAAGAAGUACAUGAAACAAUUUCAUUCACACGACACAGAUAUGUACAUAUGUAGAAUUAUUCGUAUAUGUGCUAUUAUUAGUACACCCGACUACAAACCUCUGAAAGUGUUCUACUCUUAAAAAGAAAAGUUUUGAUUUAAUUCUAACAAAAAUAGCUUUACUGGUGGACCGUAGAAAAUUUCUUACACCCAAAAUCCACAACGAAGACUUAAUUAAAUAAGCUGAGGAUGAACCUAAUAAAAACAUGUACCAUUGAGUAAUAAGAUAUGAUUCAAAUACUUAUUAAAGAGAGAACUUUGAAUAUGCAAAAAGUUAAAACUUAUUUACUGUUGAUGAAUGUAGCAUCAUAAAUAGAACGCGUGUGGCGCAUUAUUGUAUUAUUUACAGAAAUUAGGUUGUUGUCAUCAGUAUUUCAGGUUAUUCUAAGUUGGUGAAAGUUUUACCUUAGGCGCAGUAUUAUAUUACAUAAAUACCUACACGGUGUUACGAAGCGUAUUUUAAGAGACAUGGGAAUGCGGAGAAAAUGAACAAUUACUUAAAGCGCAUAAAUGAUGCACGGACAUUAAACUUAAAGAUGAAAAUGGCGCAGUUAAUAUAUAUACAAAUAAUUACUUUACGUUAAUAUAAGUUCCACAAUACUGGAUAUCUAGAUGUAGAGAGUAUUCUAGCACUUCUUAUAAUUGCUAUAUCAUUAUGCAAUAUUGUUAGUAAGAAUGGUUUCUAGUUGCAAUUGUUGUUACCGGACACGCAAAAUGUACCUGUCUUUUGUUCUGGGUAAAGUCGUUUAAAAACAGUUCUAGGUCGCAAUCAAUAAAUUAUGUUCCUUGCUGUUGACGAAAA